AUGUCCCUCCCCCAGCGGCCAGGGCCGUCGUCGCCCUCGCCUCGUCAACCGUCGUUUCGCGACUCCUACCAGCGUCGACGGCCAGACAUCGAGUCCGCCUCCCCGUCGCCCUCGCCCUCGCCCGCCGCUGAGCUCAGUCGCAAACGCAGCCUGGUGCGCCCUGAACGCCAUAGGAUCAGUCGCGACCAUCCAAACUACCACUACAGGCAGCAUGCCCAAAACAUGGCCGUCUACCCUUCUACCACGGGCAACGACCCCGUCUACGAGGAAGCCGAGAUCCCAGAGAUGGCAGACACCACGGAGACCGUCAGCUCGGGGAGCACCGGUCUCAAGAGCCUGAGCAAGCCCGAACGGAACACUACCAGUCUGGAGAGGAACCCCAGCAUAGACGUCAACUCGGUGCCGUCGACCACGGGACCCUCGACGCGACCCGUCAGGCAUGCCGACCCUGAACGCCGGAUGCAGAGAAAGCUCUCCCGCAAAGCCUCCAAGUCGACCAAGGAGGAGCGGCGUCUGGAGGAGAAGAGACGGCAGGAGAUGGAGAACAUCAAGCCGCCCAGCCUGUGGAACGUCUAUUGUGGUAUGGUCACCUUCUGGGCACCGGACUUUUUGAUAAAGUGCUUUGGGAUGCCUGCCAAAGCUCAGCGGAGAGCGUGGCGUGAGAAGAUGGGUCUCAUCAGUCUCAUCUUGCUCAUCUGUGGUUUCGUGGGGUUCUUGACCUUUGGCUUCACUCAGGUCGUCUGCAGUGCGCCGCCCUUGCGUCUCAAGAUCAACGAGGUGGAAGCCGGGUACAUGAUCUUCCACGGAAAGGCCGUCAACCUGGCCAGCUCUCAGCAUCCUGCUGUGCUCGGUCUCCCAGAUGGUGCCAACGUUGUUUUCUCUGGUGAUGGAUACGGUGGACAGGAUGGCAGCUUUCUCUUCCAGAACGUCAAUGGCGCGUGCAAGGGGAUGAUCACUCCCACGCCAAACUCGGACAUCCCUCACAACAGUGAUGGUGAACUGGGUUGGUACUUCCCAUGCGUCACCUUCAAUCAGGAUGGCUCGACAAAACCAAAUUUCACUACUCCGGAAUAUCUGGGUUACAAGUGCCAUACCUCCGGAGCCGCUCGAAGCGCCUUUUACAGUCUAGACACCACCGGAGAGGUGUACUUUUCCUGGAACGACCUGAGGAACAAGAGCAGAAACCUGCUCGUCUACUCUGGAAACGUGCUCGACCUCGACCUGCUGAAGUGGUUCAACACCAGCCAGGUCUCGUACCCGUCCCGCUUCGACCAGCUGAGGGAGAGCUCAGAAUUGCGCGGCAUCGAUGUCACCCACCGCUUCCAGACCGGACCCGAGAAGGCCAUGUUCAAAUGUCUUACCCAGAUCAUAAAGGUCGGAUCCAUCGAUACCGAGACUGUCGGCUGCAUUGCUUCCAAGGUCGUCCUGUACAUCUCGCUAGUCUUCAUUCUGGCGGUCGUCAUUGUCAAGUUUCUCCUCGCCCUGGCCUUCCAAUGGUUCCUUGCCCGCAGGUUUGCCGCGCCCAAGACCGCCAUGGACCCUAGCUCGAAGGAGCGGAAGCGCCAGAUCGAAGACUGGAGUAAUGACAUAUACCGCCCUGGACCUCGCCUGGCAGACCCUGCCUUACCGGACCGUUCCAGCAAGCGCGCGUCUACCUUGUUCCCAACCACUUCGCGAUUCUCUAGUCCUUAUAUGGUCGGGACGACGAAACAGAGGAAUACCAUUACCACCAUGUCCAGCCAGAAUAAUACCAACCGUCUGAGUGCUGCUCCCAUGUAUAAACUUGGCGGCAACGUGAGCCAGGGAACUCUCAGCGCAGAUCCACGACAGAGUCUUGUCGGUAGCCGGACCAGUCUGAUGGUUCCCGGACAUGACCCUCGCCAGUCCACUAUCAGUGACAUUGAAGGUCAGGGCCCAGCCGAACUCGUCCAUGAAGCCGUCGUGCCACAACCUCCAGCAGAAUGGCAGCCGUUUGGCUACCCGCUAGCCCAUACCCUGUGUCUAGUUACUGCUUACUCUGAAGGUGAGGAAGGUAUCCGCACCACCCUGGACUCCAUUGCCAUGACGGACUAUCCCAACAGCCACAAAACCAUUCUUGUCAUCUGUGACGGUAUAAUCAAGGGUAAAGGCGAGUCUAUAUCGACCCCUGACGCUGUCCUUAGCAUGAUGGGUGACCACGCCGUGCACCCAGACGAUGUCCAGCCCUUCUCCUAUGUUGCCGUAGCCUCCGGUUCGAAACGCCACAACAUGGCCAAGAUCUACGCGGGCUUCUACGGCUAUGGACAGAACUCCGUGGUCCCGCCAGAGAAACAACAGCGCGUGCCGAUGAUGGUAGUCGUCAAGUGCGGAACUCCCGAAGAAGCCACGAAGAGCAAGCCUGGAAACAGAGGUAAACGAGACAGUCAGAUUAUCCUCAUGUCCUUCCUACAGAAAGUCAUGUUCGACGAACGCAUGACGGAACUCGAGUUUGAGAUGUUCAACGGUCUAUGGAAAAUCACUGGCAUCUCUCCAGACUUUUACGAAGUAGUCCUCAUGGUAGACGCAGACACCAAGGUCUUCCCCGACAGUCUGACGCACAUGCUCUCAGCCAUGGUCCGCGACCCUGAUAUCAUGGGUCUUUGCGGCGAGACCAAGAUCGCCAACAAGUCCGAUAGCUGGGUAACCAUGAUCCAGGUAUUCGAAUACUUCAUCUCUCACCACUUGUCCAAGUCGUUCGAAUCUGUCUUUGGAGGCGUCACCUGUCUACCAGGCUGUUUCUGCAUGUAUCGUAUCAAGGCACCCAAGGGCGGACAGAACUACUGGGUCCCCAUCCUCGCCAACCCAGACGUGGUAGAACACUACUCUGAAAACGUGGUGGACACCUUGCACAAGAAGAAUCUCCUGUUGCUGGGUGAAGAUCGAUAUCUGUCAACGCUCAUGCUCAGGACUUUCCCCAAGCGUAAACAAGUCUUCGUCCCACAGGCGGUAUGCAAGACAACUGUGCCCGACAAAUUCUCCGUCCUGCUCUCCCAGCGUCGUCGAUGGAUCAACUCCACCGUCCAUAACCUCAUGGAACUCGUGCUCGUCCGUGACCUCUGCGGUACAUUCUGCUUCAGCAUGCAGUUUGUCGUCUUCAUGGAACUGAUCGGAACUCUCGUCCUCCCAGCCGCCAUCGCAUUCACCUUCUACGUCAUCAUCAUAUCCAUCAUCCACAGCCCGGUACAGGUGAUCCCACUUGUCCUACUGGCGCUUAUCCUGGGUCUACCCGCCGUUUUGAUCGUAGUCACUGCCCACCGUCUCUCAUAUGUGCUGUGGAUGUUCAUCUACCUCCUCUCUCUGCCCAUCUGGAAUUUCGUGCUACCUACAUAUGCGUACUGGAAGUUUGACGACUUCAGCUGGGGAGAUACGCGUAAAACGGCCGGGGAAAAGACGAAGACUGCCGGAAUCGAGUACGAGGGAGAGUUUGACAGUAGUAAGAUUACUAUGAAGAGGUGGAGAGAUUUCGAGAAAGAACGCCGAAUCCGAAAUGCGAAUGCAGCCAGUCACCAUCACACGAAUUCUUCCUUCUCGAACUAUGCGGCGCAUAAUUCUGUGUAUGGUGGGUACUCCGACUACCAAUGA
Arthroderma uncinatum is the source of this 3600-nucleotide messenger RNA. Its product is annotated as chitin synthase D. The record is from RefSeq and is a predicted model, not a curated record. The coding region runs from base 1 to 3600 and encodes 1199 amino acids. Gene Ontology annotation, cellular component: cell septum; cell periphery. NCBI's taxonomy places the organism in Eukaryota, Fungi, Ascomycota, Eurotiomycetes, Onygenales, Arthrodermataceae. The transcript is spliced from 2 exons. Gene Ontology annotation, molecular function: chitin synthase activity.